CUCUCACUCGUGGGCCGUGGAACCUGCGCGGUCACGAUGCCGUGUAGACAUGGGCGUCUUAUGACAUUUGAAAUAAGUGAAAAUAAUUACUGCGACAACAAAUUUAGUCGAGCGAACACAUCUAUGCUCGGUCCAGCAUAUCGCGCACACUCAGUUUAAGGAAAUGCACCAGACCUGUCUCACCACUCUCAGAAUGAUGCUCUCAGCACGAGUCGGAUCACGAGCCGCUCGAUCAGCCGUGGGAGUAAUUCUCAAAUCAACAUUCCCGUCGGUUUCCAGAGGCCGAUAUGUUUCGCGGGACAUAUCAACUUCGUCGACCUGGAGUUCGCAAUCUCGCGAGACUCCUCCCACGCCGCAAAAGAUGCCUCCGAACUCAACGAAAGGGCAGGAUAGCAAGCCCCAACCUUCCACGUCCGUCACAAAACAAAAGCUACCAGAGUUUGACUUGAGUGGCAAGGUAGUCCUCAUUUCCGGCGGAGGUCGAGGGCUUGGGUUGAGCCAAGCGGAAGCGGUCCUCGAAGCCGGUGCAACAGUGUACGCCCUUGACCGCCUAGAAGAAGUCUCCCCUGAAUUCAAAGCCGUCCAAGCACGCGCUGAGAACGAGCUCGGCACCGCUCUGCACCACCAUCGGGUCGACGUGACCAACGUUCCAGAACUGAAUCGUGUCGUUGAGGAGAUCAGCUUGGAACAUGGCCGACUGGAUGGGUUGAUUGCAGCGGCUGGUGUCCAGCAGGAGACGCCCGCGCUUGAGUACACGUUUGAGGACGCCAACCGCAUGUUCUUGAUUAACAUCACGGGAGUGUUCAUGACGGCGCAGGCGGUCGCGAAGCAGAUGAUUAAGCAUGGGAAUGGUGGGUCGAUUGUACUCAUCGGGAGCAUGAGCGGCACCGUCGUCAAUCGGGGACUCAUAUGCCCUGCAUACAACACCUCGAAAGCAGGUGUACUCCAAUUGGCACGAAGCCUCGCAGCCGAAUGGGGAGAGUACAACAUUCGCGUCAACACUCUUUCUCCAGGCUAUAUCGUGACAAAGAUGGUAGAAAUGCUUUUUGAAGAGUUCCCGGAGCGGGAGCACGAAUGGCCGGAACAGAACAUGCUUGGACGCCUGUCGAAACCACAGGAGUACCGUGGCGCUGCCGUAUUCCUUCUCAGCAAUGCCAGUAGUUUCAUGACUGCGAGCGAUCUCCGCAUGGACGGAGGCCACAGUGCAUGGUAAUGGCUGCCGCUGAUAUUCGAAAUUGUCCAUUGGAUCUUGCGUAGCGGCCCCGUAGCGGAACAGGAUAGGCUAGGAUUAUUGAGACUGGGGUCUGCCUCAUGUAAUUCAACCUCUUAUGACGCUUGCAAAAUUCAAUUCUCCAUUUCCAGUGCCGCGAAAUGCCCAUUGCCAACCUUGCCCGCAACACCCUUCUUCAACUUUAGUUGACGUUCAAUCUCGCCAUCCGAGACACCCUUGUUCCGCAUAGCUAAUGCCUUUUGUACAGUCAACACAUCAAGGAACUCUCGGCCCGCGAAGCUGGGCCGGCCAACUUCUGCCUCCUCUCGUGCCGAUGCUUCUUGGAAACGCCGCCUGGCGGUCAACAUGGUAGCGGCGUGGUUCGCGGGAGACCGCUGUGAUGAUGCAGCUUGGCUCUUUGCUAGUUGUGGAUCGGAUGGAUUUUGGUGUGUGAGCGGGAG
This is a messenger RNA of Eremomyces bilateralis CBS 781.70, 1671 nucleotides long. Its product is annotated as short chain dehydrogenase. The transcript has 6 exons. The coding region runs from base 194 to 1213 and encodes 339 amino acids. The record is from RefSeq and is a predicted model, not a curated record. Gene Ontology annotation, cellular component: intracellular anatomical structure. Lineage: Eukaryota; Fungi; Ascomycota; Dothideomycetes; Eremomycetales; Eremomycetaceae. Gene Ontology annotation, molecular function: oxidoreductase activity, acting on NAD(P)H, oxygen as acceptor.